CGAGUUCAAUCAAGCAGCAUCGCGACACAGGUAAACAGCAGCAGGUGGCAUCGUCAAGGACUUCCAUUGUUACUGCCGUAGGUGGUGUGACUACCUGGUGAUAAUACGGCCCGGCAAUAUGGAGCCCGGCUCUCCCGCUGAAGGGCUGCGGGUGCAGCUCAGAGCGGACUCGGAUGCUGCCGCACCUCCUGGUGCAGCAGACAAACUGGACUCAAAAAGGGGUAAGACGCAUGCGCAGAUGCAUGCGCAAGUGGCAGCGGCCCAGGUCCACGACGUGCUCAGCCUGCUCCUCGCCUUCCGCUUCCUCAAUGCGCUCUGUAUGCGCAGCUUCUUCCAGCCGGACGAGUACUUCCAGGCACUCGAGCCGGCAUGGAGCAUUGCCUUUGGCAGCGGCAGCGGUGCCUGGUUGACCUGGGAAUGGCAACACCAGCUCCGGUCGUCGCUCCAUCCGGCGAUCUUUGGGCUGGCUUACAGGGCCGUCGAUGGGGUGAUGAGCUUCUUGCACCUGUUCCCGCCCUUUCGAGCUUUUAUUCUUGUGGCAUUGCCUGGCGCGCUGCAAUCUGUGUUUGCAGCACUGGGUGACUUCUACACCUGGAAGCUGGCCAUGGACAUUUAUGGCAGGGAGAGCAAUGCCCCGUGGGCUGCUCUGUGGGUGACGGUGCUCAACCCGUGGCAAUGGUAUUGUUCCACCAGGACGUUCUCUAACUCGCUCGAGACCACUCUGACUAUCGCCGCGCUGUGCUACUGGCCCUGGGAGAUGCUUGCCGGUGCGGAAGCAAGCCAAACCAGGCCGCUACAGCAACGAGAUAGCGUGACGAGCCUCCGGAUCUCUCUCGUUUUUGCGGCAGUCGCCGUGCUUCUACGCCCAACCAACCUGCUCAUAUGGCUGGUCGUCUUGGGGUUUUCUCUCGCUAGACUUUUGCUUACCGGAGGAUCACUACUUCCAAAGUCUACCGUAUGGGUCCUCGUCCGAGAGAUUGGGGUAUGCGGCGUGGCGGUUCUGGCUUUAUCCCUUGUUUCGGACCGCCUGUACUUCGGCUUCUGGACCUUCCCGCCGUACAAGUGGCUGUACUUCAACAUCUCGCAAUCACUGGCCGUCUUUUACGGCCACAUGCCCUGGCAUUACUACCUAUCACAAGGCGUCCCGCUGCUCACGACCACCUUCCUCCCGUUUACUCUUGUCGGGCUUUACAAGGCGGCCUCCUCACCCUCAUACAACCUCUCCACCCUGCAGUCCAACAUCCUCCGAACAUUGGCCUUCACCACAUUGGUCAUGAUCGCCACCCUAUCCCUCAUUUCCCACAAGGAAGUCCGCUUCAUUUACCCGCUCCUUCCCAUCCUGCACAUCCUCGCCGCGCCCUACAUCAGCGCCUUCUUCACGAAGCCGCCCGACGCAACACCAACACCAACACCAACAAACCAACCUGCAGGAUCCACACCCUCCCAGUCCAGUCCCGCCAUCCUCCGCCGCAAAUUAACCCUCGCCUACCUCCUCUCCCUCAACCUACUCUUAGCAGGCUACCUCUCCGUCUUCCACCAAUCCGCCCCGAUCGCGGUCCUCUCCUUCCUCCGCAGCGAGUUCGAACGCAUCCACCCGGACGCCCUAGCGAUGCAUCCCUCCGCCUCUUCCUCCGCCUCCUCCUCGUCGUCGUCAUGGGAAAACGAAAAGAACGAAGAGAAAGAACUGUUCGCCCUCUUCCUCACACCCUGCCACUCCACCCCGUGGCGCUCCCACCUCGUCUACCCCGCCCUGCGCGCCCGCGCCCUGACGUGUGAGCCGCCGCUGCAUACCGCGCCCGGGUCGCUGGAGCGCCAGACGUACCUCGAUGAAGCCGACCGCUUCUAUCUCCUCCAAGAGGGCGGGGCCGCGUUGUAUGGUGUGAGAUUCCUCGCUGAGGAGAUGUGGCCUGGCUUGGUCUCUUCUUCUUCUUCUUCUUCUUCUCAGUCUCAUAUACAGGGGUGGCGAGGGGAAGAGGAAGAGGAAGGGGAAGGGAAAGGGAAAGGGAAAGGGAAAGGGGAGGAGAUACCGAGGUAUAUAAUUGGGUUUGAAGGGAUUGAGCCGGUGUUGGAGGCGUUCUUUGGUCUAGAAGGACCCGCCAAGGGUAUGGGUGUGAGGCCCCGGAAGGUGUGGUCUGCGUGGAAUGGGUUGUUUAAUGAUGAUUGGAGACGGAGGGGAAGGCUGGUUGUUUGGGAUACAGGGGUAUAUGGCGAUUCUUAUGAGGCAACUGAUGCUGAGAGGGGAGAGGGAAGCGGGAGAGUGGUUGAUGAGCUUUGAGUGAGGAGUCGCCCUGGUGUCCCCUACCUGGAAAUGGCAACCAAAGGCAUAUCGCACGGCAACACACAAUUGGGACAACCUACAGGGGACGGGCGAAGUAUGACAUCUGGGUAUUUAUUCGGCUGCCUGUCCAGGAAAAGCCAACGC
Molecule: messenger RNA, 2422 nt
Organism: Chaetomium strumarium
Lineage: Eukaryota; Fungi; Ascomycota; Sordariomycetes; Sordariales; Chaetomiaceae
Product: glycosyltransferase family 22 protein
Exons: 4
Coding region: 119-2275 (718 amino acids)
Biological process (GO): GPI anchor biosynthetic process
Cellular component (GO): endoplasmic reticulum membrane
Molecular function (GO): alpha-1,2-mannosyltransferase activity
Source: RefSeq, a predicted model, not a curated record